AUGACGGAGAUCUAUCCCGUAUUCCCGUUGCCGUUCGUCCUGCCACCGGGUUCACCCCCGCUCUACAAAGAUGGCAAUGGCAUAUUGAGCUCGCAUCGGUUCAUCACCUUGCGCGCGGAAUACCUGGCUGAGGGUAUCUCUAAGAGUCCCAGUGGCCAGUUCAGCUCUUGGUAUGGUUCAAACCAUCUUGUCGUCCUGUCGGGCGAAGUAGCGCGCACGAGCUUUCUUACUGCACGAGGGCUGGACCCGACGGCCGGAUUCGUCGCUCUACUCGGUGGUUUUCUCGACAUCAGCGAAGUUGACAAGGAUAACACUCGCCGCGCAUUUCAGAUAUACAAGCGAUGUGCACAAAUUGACCACAUGACCAGCAUCCUCCCGCGCCUCGUCUCCGACAGCGACUCUCACAUGCGCGCUCUGGGCCUCACAGCCAACGAGAAGGGCAGGGCGGCCAUCAUUAGCCCCCAGAAGUUCCUCGGCCUCUUGAGCUACCAGCUCACGCACCGGGCUUCGGGCGUCCAUGACAUCGUAAACGACCCGGUCUUGCUGCGCGAGACCUGGAACGUCUACACGCCCCUCGAAGACUCGCCCUACAUUGACAUCAUGCUGCCUUGGCUGCCCACGCCAUCCAAGCUGCGCAAGGUCUGGGGCUACGCGAAGCUGCACUUGACGGUGACCAAGAUUGCGCGGGAGCGCAAAGCAGAGGGACGUACGGAGGAGGACAUGCUGCAGAUGAUGAUCGAAGCAGAUUUAGGGUCCAAGAUGCAGUCGGUUGCGGUCAUCGGCGCUGUGCUCGCUGGGGUGUUCAACACCACUUUCUCAACCGUGUACAAUAUAUGCUGCCUAGCAAACGAGCCGGAGUGGCUCGCCAAGGUCCGCACCGAGAUCGAAAAUGUCCUCGAGAGACGGCGCAAGGUGGCAGAGAAUGCGUCCGAGCCACUGGUUGAUACCUUGCAGAGACUUUCGGUCCGAGACUGGGAGACUUGCUUUCCCAUCCUGAGGGCAGCCAUCACCGAGAGCAUCAGAUUCACCAUGGCUGGGUCAGUGGUGAGGAAGAACAUCGGCGCAAAGGACCUCGAGAUAGGUGUCGGAGGCCUCGUUGUACCAGCGGGCAGCCUCGCAAUCCACGCCACGGCCGACACGCACAUGAACCAGGCAAUCUAUCCGGAGCCCCUGAAGUGGGACUCCAGUCGGUUUCUCGGGGACAAGCACCAAGGCGAUGACGUGCCUCACGGUUAUCUAGGCUGGGAAUCAGGAAAUCAUCCUUGUCCUGCCAGGAGGCUGAAUGUGAUUGUGGCGAGUGUGCUGUUCGUCGCCCACUACGAUUUCCAUGUUUGCGACCGGGUUGGCAAUCGCAAGGCUGGCCCACUGCCUCCUAUCAUAUACAAUCGACAGGGGGCCGGACAGCUGAAGACGAACGUAUACCUCAAGUGCCAGAGCAGAAUUUAG
This is a messenger RNA of Microdochium trichocladiopsis, 1446 nucleotides long. Its product is annotated as cytochrome P450. The transcript is spliced from 4 exons. Gene Ontology annotation, biological process: multicellular organism development; brassinosteroid biosynthetic process; sterol metabolic process. Gene Ontology annotation, molecular function: heme binding; iron ion binding; oxidoreductase activity, acting on paired donors, with incorporation or reduction of molecular oxygen. The coding region runs from base 1 to 1446 and encodes 481 amino acids. The record is from RefSeq and is a predicted model, not a curated record. NCBI's taxonomy places the organism in Eukaryota, Fungi, Ascomycota, Sordariomycetes, Xylariales, Microdochiaceae.